Molecule: messenger RNA, 270 nt
Organism: Iphiclides podalirius (scarce swallowtail)
Lineage: Eukaryota; Metazoa; Arthropoda; Insecta; Lepidoptera; Papilionidae
Source: the annotation of a GenBank genome assembly
AUGAUAAAUACAAGAUGCGGAAAAGAGAGCACUCGCGUGAGGGAGAUAGAAAUAGAGACGCCGCGCAUCCAAUCCAAGUUUAAGCGAUCGGUUCCCAUAACCGAACCCCGACAAAAAGCGGACUCAAGUGCGCGACAUGUGGCGCUGACAACGGAUCACAUGUGCUUGUACUACACACAUGGCGCCCUGCGCCCGCGCAUCCUGACAGACGUGCGUUACCGUGCGACAGAGAGGGAUGACGGAGGGACGGGCGUUAGAAAGGGACGCAGC